This is a messenger RNA of Taeniopygia guttata (zebra finch), 3505 nucleotides long. RefSeq names its product adaptor related protein complex 4 subunit beta 1 (gene AP4B1). Gene Ontology annotation, biological process: intracellular protein transport; vesicle-mediated transport. The record is from RefSeq and is a predicted model, not a curated record. Lineage: Eukaryota; Metazoa; Chordata; Aves; Passeriformes; Estrildidae. Gene Ontology annotation, molecular function: clathrin binding. Gene Ontology annotation, cellular component: clathrin adaptor complex; membrane coat.
GAACGGGAUCGGGAUCGGGAUCGGGAUCGGGAACGGGACUGCAUCCCGGGGUCUGGGACCGGGACUGCGACUGGGAUUAGGGCUGGAACCGGGACCCGGGGUCGGGACUGUGACUGGGAUUAGGGCUGGAACCGGGACCCGGGAUCGGGACUGAGACUGGGAUUAGGGCUGGAACCGGGACCCCGGAUCGGGACUGUGACUGGGAUUAGGGCUGGAACCGGGACCCGGGGUCGGGACUGCGACUGGGAUUAGAGGUAGAACCGGGACCCGGGAUCGGGACUGCGACUGGCAGCGGGUCCCAGGCCUCGGAGCGGCACCGGCGCUUAGGAGCGGCACCGGCGCGGGGCCAUGCCGUACCUGGGCGGCGAGGAGGCGCAGCGGGAGCUCCGGCGGGCGCUGUCGAACCCGCACGUGCAGGCGGACCCGGCGCGGUACCGCGGCGCCGUGCUGCGCGUGAUCCGGCUGAUGUCGCAGGGCGCCGACGUGUCGGGGCUGUUCCCGGAGAUGGUGAAGGCGGGCGCGGUGGCGGACGUGGUGCAGAAGAAGCUGGUGUCGUUCUACGUGCGCGCCCAGGCGCCGCGGCAGCCGCAGCUGGCGCUGCUCGCCGUCAACUCCCUGCGCAAGGACUGCGCGCACCCCAGCCCGGCCGUGCGGGGGCUCGCCCUGCGCACCAUGUGCGGCCUCAGGAUGCCCGGGAUCCAGGAGUACCUGCAGCAGCCGCUGGUGAACGGGCUGCGGGAUAAGGCGUCCUAUGUGCGCAGGGUGGCCGUGCUGGGCUGUGCCAAGAUGGUGAAGCUGCAGGGGGACUGCGAAGUGGAUGGCGCUCUGGUGAACGAGCUGUACAGUUUGCUUCGGGACCAGGACCCCAUUGUGGUCGUGAACUGUCUGAGGGCCUUGGAAGAGAUUUUGAAGAAGGAGGGAGGUGUUGUCAUCAACAAACCCAUUGCCCAUCAUCUCCUCAACAGGAUGCCUGACCUGGACCAGUGGGGGCAGAGCGAGGUGCUCACCUUCCUGCUGCGCUACAAACCCCGCAGCGAGGACGAGCUCUUCGACAUCCUCAACCUGCUCGACGGCUACCUCAAGAGCAGCAGCCCCAGCGUGGUGAUGGCAGCCACCAAGCUGUUCCUGGUGCUGGCCAGGGAGUACCCAGAUGUGCAGGCAGAUGUGCUGGUGCGGGUGAAGGGCCCGCUGCUGUCUGCCUGCACCUCGGAGAGCAGGGAGCUCUGCUUCACCGCGCUCUGCCACGUGCGCCAGAUCCUCAGGAGCCUGCCCGGCCACUUCAGCAGCCACUACAAAAAGUUCUUCUGCUCCUACUCGGAGCCCCACUACAUCAAAUGCCAGAAGAUGGAGGUGCUGUGUGAGCUGGUGAAUGAUGAGAACGUGCAGCAGGUGCUGGAGGAGCUGAAGGGUUACUGCACUGACGUGUCGGAGGAGCUGGCGCAGGGAGCGAUCUUUGCCAUAGCCAAUAUUGCCAGGACAUACACAGAGCAGUGUGUGGGGAUUCUGACUGAGCUUCUGGGGCUUCAGCAGGAGCACAUCACCUCAGCUGUGGUCCGUGCUUUCCGGGACCUGGCCUGGCUGUGUCCCCAGUGCACAGAUGCCGUGUGCCAGGCCCUGCCUGGCUGUGAGGACACUAUCCAGGACAGUGAGGGCAAACAAGCACUGAUCUGGCUCCUGGGCACCCAUGGGGAGAAGAUCCCGAACGCUCCCUACGUCUUGGAGGACUUUGUGGAGAGCGUGAAGUCGGAGUCGUUCCCAGCAGUGAAGAUGGAGCUGCUGACGGCGCUGCUGCGGCUGUUCCUGGCCCGGCCCGCCGAGUGCCAGGACAUGCUGGGCAGGCUGCUCUACUACUGCAUUGAGGAGGAGCAGGACAUGGCCGUGCGGGACCGUGGGCUGUUCUACUACCGCCUUCUGCAGUCUGGGGUGGAGGAAGUGAGGAGGGUCCUGUGCAGCCCCAAGUCUGACCCCUCCAUGGGGCUCCUGGGGGACCAGAGCAAGCAGCCUGUCAAUGCCUGGGCUUCGGAGUUCAACACUCUGGCCACAAUUUAUGGCAGAGAGCGCUGGGCCCUGGCCACUGCUCAGCAGCCUGUGGAACCCUCUCACUCCUGCCCUCCUUGUGCUGACUCCAGCAGCAGAGACACAGAAUCACUGGUUUCUGAAGGGAAUAAGGAAGUCCCUGAAGUUCAUCCUGAUACUCCGAUGUCUGAAGGGAAUAAAGAACUCCUCAAGGCUCACCCUGAUGCAGGCAGCCUAAGCUUGAUUCCUGAUGUUUCCCUGACUGCAGAACAGUUUGAGAAGACCUGGCUGAGCCUGGACACGUGCUGCCAGCUCUCUCUGCCCUGGUGUGGGCCUGUCCAUGCAGACACCAUCCAGACAGCCCUUCGUGUUGUGCACAUCCAGACCAUUGCCAUGAGCAAAGCUGGAGCCCAGCCCUGGAAAGCUUAUCUGAGUGCCCAGGAUGACUCAGGCUGCCUCUUCCUCACAGAGCUCCUGCUUGAGGCAGCAGAUUCAGAGCUGCAGGUUUCAGUGAAGCAAAAUGAAGCAAAGCCAGAGGCGCUGCAAUCCUUCAUCUCAGCCUUGAGGACAGUCCUGGAGGCAGUGGCUGGACUGGAGUCUUGAGUGGUCCCUGCUCCCAGCAGGAUGCAUGCUCAGGGCACAGGAAAAUCCGAUUUCUCUAGGUUCUCUUGCUCUACCCAGUGCUGGUUUGGUACUUUUAAACUGCAGAGUUUCCAGUUUACCUGGGAAGCCCGGGUGGUGUGGGGGAAGCUGCAGCUGGGGCUGGGGAGCAGGGCAGGGUGAAGGGUCUGCCCUCCCCCAGGCUGGGGAAAGGACAGGGUCACUGUGUGAGUCACAGGACUGGUGGCAUCUGUGGUGGGUGUCACGAGGCACAAACAUCACUGAUGGAACCAGAAGUGAGCAGAAUUCAGGGGUGUGUUUUGGAGAGGUUUUUUCCUGAGACUUAAAAAUAAUUUUUAAAAAACCCAAACCAAACACCAGAGGCACCAGGACUCUGCCACUUACCUCACAUUAAGAGGAACAGAGCAGUGAGAAGAGAAUCUUUCAUUCUUAGCUCCCAUUGCACUUGUUUUAAUUUGCUGUCUGGUUUCUGUAGUAGCUUUGCUUUGGGGUGAGCAGAGUUCUGCUGUGCCAGAGGAGGGCGGGCAGGGACAUCCUGCCUGCUGCAACCAGCGUGUUCCACUUCAAGAGGCAGACGUGGGUUUUUAAUUGAAAUUUGGUACUGAGGUGAGAAUUGUCCUCUCUGAAGUUUCCCCAGCUCCCCCCAGCUCCUUGACUGAGGGUGAGGUACACAGUGAGAUUGAUCUAACAGGACUUUAGGGUGCUCCGUGAGGAGCACAAGCUUCUUUUAACCCUCUUCUGAUUUCUUGUAAUUUUUGGUUUAUUUGAAUGACUUGUUUGUACCCUCAGAUGGCACUGUGCCUCCCAUGCACUUCACCGAAUCCCUGCCACUGUUAAACACACUUUCCUAAUAAAAAGGUGAAUCAUU